Messenger RNA from Mugil cephalus (flathead mullet), 3669 nucleotides. RefSeq names its product heterogeneous nuclear ribonucleoprotein Q. Lineage: Eukaryota; Metazoa; Chordata; Actinopteri; Mugiliformes; Mugilidae. The record is from RefSeq and is a predicted model, not a curated record. The transcript has 12 exons. Gene Ontology annotation, cellular component: nucleus; CRD-mediated mRNA stability complex; ribonucleoprotein complex. Gene Ontology annotation, biological process: CRD-mediated mRNA stabilization. Gene Ontology annotation, molecular function: mRNA 5'-UTR binding. Bases 138 to 2099 code for a protein of 653 amino acids.
GCGUCGUUACGUCGCCGCCAUUUUGUUUCACCGGGAGUAAGGAUCGUAAAAAGCACCGGUGAGACUAUUUUCCCUUCAAUUGGAGCACUUUCAACACGGCGGAUCCGCAUCGUGCACACCCGAAUUCAGAUAUUUGCAUGAUGUCUGGAGACAUGGCCACAGAUCAUGUGAACGGGAACGGGACGGAGGAACCGAUGGACACUACAGCGGCGGUGAGCCACUCCGAACACUUUGAGGCUCUGCUGGAGGCUGGUUUACCUCAGAAAGUUGCAGAGAAGCUGGAUGAACUUUAUGUAGCAGGCCUGGUAGCUCAUAGUGACCUGGACGAACGGGCCAUCGAAGCUUUGAAAGAGUUCAACGAGGAGGGAGCGCUACAAGUGUUGGUCCAGUUCAAAGAGAGCGACCUGUCACAUGUGCAAAACAAAAGUGCCUUCCUCUGUGGGGUGAUGAAGACGUACAGGCAGAGAGAGAAACAAGGGACUAAAGUUUCAGACUCCACUAAAGGACCAGACGAGGCUAAAAUCAAAGAGCUCCUGGACAGAACCGACUACACGCUGGACGUAACGACGGGCCAGAGAAAGUACGGCGGGCCUCCACCCGAGUCCGUUUACUCCGGGGCGCAGCCCACAGUCGGGACGGAGAUAUUUGUUGGGAAGAUUCCCCGCGACCUGUUUGAGGACGAGCUGGUCCCCCUGUUUGAGAAGGCCGGUCCCAUCUGGGACCUGAGGCUAAUGAUGGACCCUCUGAGCGGCCUGAACCGAGGCUACGCCUUCGUCACCUUCUGCACCAAAGAAGCAGCUCAGGAGGCCGUGAAGCUGUGUAAUAAUCAUGAGAUUCGUCCUGGUAAACACAUCGGUGUGUGUAUAUCUGUGGCCAACAACAGACUAUUCGUCGGCUCCAUUCCCAAGAGCAAAACGAAGGAGCAGAUAGUGGAGGAGUUUUCUAAAGUCACAGAGGGCCUCAGCGACGUCAUCCUCUACCACCAGCCCGACGACAAGAAGAAGAACCGCGGCUUCUGCUUCCUGGAGUACGAAGACCACAAGACGGCGGCUCAGGCCCGGCGGCGGCUGAUGAGCGGGAAGGUGAAGGUCUGGGGCAACGUGGUGACGGUGGAGUGGGCCGACCCCAUCGAAGACCCCGACCCGGAAGUCAUGGCCAAGGUGAAGGUUUUAUUUGUGAGGAAUCUCGCCAACGGUGUCACGGAGGAAAUCCUGGAGACGUCCUUCAGUCAGUACGGGAAACUGGAGCGGGUGAAGAAGCUCAAAGACUACGCCUUCAUUCACUUUGAGGAGAGGGACGGAGCCGUGAAGGCGCUGGACGAGAUGAACGGGAAGGAGCUGGAGGGGGAACCCAUCGAGAUCGUUUUUGCAAAGCCACCAGAUCAGAAGAGGAAGGAGCGGAAAGCCCAGAGACAAGCAGCCAAAACACAAAUGUACGACGACUAUUACUACUACCCUCCCCCUCCACGCAUGCCUCCUUCGGGCCGGGGCCGGGGCCGAGGCGGGAGCCGGGGCGGCGGGGGCUACGCCUACCCCCCCGACUACGGCUACGGCUACGACGACUACUACGACUACUACGGCUACGACUACCACAACUACCGGGGCGGCUACGACGACCCCUACUACGGCUACGACGACUUCCAGGUCCCGAGCCGGGGGCGGGGCGGCGGCGGCAGCCGGGGCUCCAGGGGCGGAGGAGGAGGAGGAGGUGGAGGAGGUGGAGGUGGAGGAGGAGGCUCGCCGGCUAGAGGAGGACGAGGCGGCGCACCCAGGGGCCGGGCCAACUUCUCCCAGCGAGGCGGCGGCGGACUCGGUGGACCGGGCCGCGGAGGAGGAGGAGGAGGAGGAGGAGGAGGAGUGGGAGGAGGAGGGCGAGGAGCGAGAGGAGGCCUGCAGCCGAGAGGGCGAGGAGGGGUACGUGGUGCUCGGGGUGGCCGCGGUGGAAAUGUAGGAGGAAAGCGCAAAGCUGACGGGUACAACCAGCCAGAUUCCAAGCGGCGCCAGACCAAUAAUCAGAACUGGGGCUCUCAACCCAUUGCUCAGCAGCCGCUCCAAGGUGGUGAUCAUUCUGCAGGACAAAGGGGUCGAGGCCGGUCCUGACGCGUCGCUAUGAGGACCGAGCGGCGUCGGACGCGCUGCAGCCCGCCGCCGGACGCAGACGGAGGAGGAGCAGAUCUCCUGAAUCUGCCACGGUGGAAGAUAAUCAGAAGAGUGAGACAUCCUUCUGGAAAAGGCUUUGCACUUUUGGAGUGGUUGAGUAGAACUUUUCAUUUCAAGUUUUUUUUUGUUUUGUUUUGUUUUUCUGUUGAAAUGAUGGACUAAAGUCUGUGAUUAUUACCAGAGCUGAAGGUCGGGCAUUCCAGAAAUGAAAUGGUUUGUUAACUACCUCGGUUUUGUUCCGUGGACAGACGUCGCAGCCAAACAACGGAGCACUCGAUGAACUUUUUAAGUCCUUGGAAACGAAGCCUGGACACAAACUGUUCUCUAAACUAGUAAAAUAAGACAAACCUUAAAUGCCUGGAGGAAGAAAAAAAAAACAACAACAACAAACUAACGCGCCGUUAUUCUUUGUCUUCCACGAUGGGCGGCGUCUUAACUCUUUUCUUUGUGUGCUUGUUGUUGUGAGGUGAAGCUUCAUCGAGGUUUCUGAUAAUCAAACAUCGUCAUCACGGCCUCAUUUAUGUGUCGUCCUGUCUCUUCUCUGUGUGUGUGUGUGUGUGCGUGUGUGUGUGUGUGUGUGUGUGUGAGUGUGUGUGUGUGUGUGUGUGUGUUAGACUGGAAACGAAAGAAAAAAGGUUUCAUCUGGUCAGGAUGCAGCUUUCAUUUGGGUUUAAAUCCUAAAUAUGUGGUGACGUUAAUUGGAAUAAAUAAAAGCUAAUAUUCAUGUCGGGCGCUUGAAUCUGAAUUCAACCUGCUACUAGACGACUUUUAAUACUUUUCUCUCCGUGGGUGAAGGUGAGUGCACUCUCUGGCCACUUUAUUAGGUACGCUAGUUAGCCUGUGGAGCUACGGUUCAAUAUUUCUACUCCGUGAAAACCUCAAAGAAACGAGUCGACGUGUCUGAGUUAUUUGAAGCUGAACCCGGAUUUGGAGCCGGUCUGUUACAUUAGAAAGCAUUGACAGCUGUACCUAAUAAAGUGGCCGGCUGGUGCAGGACAUCGCCCGUCUUCUCUGGUGUUUUUUUGUUUUUUUUCACAGUUGUGCCUCAGGAAAUAGUUUUUCUGAAAGAAAACCUUCAACUCUUUCUGUGGCGUUCUGGCCAAAGGCAUUCUGGGAAAUGUAGGAAACGUUAUGAGCACAUCAUAGGUCAGACAUAUUUGUAUUAUUUUUAUUUUAUUUUGGUUUCUUUUUGACAACAUUUUAAACUUCAUCGUAGCCAUUUUCUUUGAUUUCGUAUUUUAUUUUUAGCUUUCUUCCAGUUCAGUGAGGACAGUGCAGCUUGUUCUUCCUUUUCUUUUCUUUUACUUUCAUUUUAUUUCAAAAACUUGUUUUGUGGAAAAGAGCCAGACUUAAAAACAAUAAUAAUCAUAAUAGUUUUUUUAAGAGUCAAAAUGUUUUUUUGUUUUGUUUUUUCCUAACAAGUGUUUGCAGUCGUCUUGCAAAUGAAAUGUUUUAUAUUGUACAGUGAGGUGAGUUAAACCUAUUUUUCUAAUAAAGUUAUUGACUUUGA